GUGGAAUGUUGUCCGCCCGCCACAGUUCAAUUCUGAUUGUUGUUGUUAUAUUUAAAAUACGAUGUGAUGAAAUGGAAAACAGAGAAGAAACUAGUGCGCAGUGGUUGCAUAAUAUACCUACAUAAAUACAUAUACAAUGAUGACAUACAUGUAUUUGCAAGUACUUUAUAAUAUGCACAGCAUAUACCCGUACUGUUCGAAUAGAUGCAAUGAUCUAUUCAAUGUGUGUUUCCCAGUGCCUGAACCUGAACCUAACCCCUGAACCCAGCCCAUGCGUCUGUGACUUUAACAACCGGUUACUCAAAGCAAAUCAAAUGAGCUGAUCAUGCAUAUGUAUGAGUGUGUAUAUACAUAUAAUAUAUAUGAGUAGCAAUCGAACUUUUGCGCAUUCUGGAGAGAUUGUGCUUGUGUCUUGUUAUUCAGUCACUUAGCUACCGUGUGCCGAAGCUGAUGUACAUACAAUUAAGUGGACCCCAAAUGAAAAAAGUCUUGUAGUACUUCAAGAAAUUGUGCUAUUAAUUAAAUUAUGCAAAAUAAAGAUAUGCUGAAAACCUUAAGUUAAAAUCAUAUAGCACAUACUUCCACUUACUGUGCUUAAAUCAAAUAUGGCUGAGUUGUCAGUUGUCGAAAUGUGAAGUUGCCUUAUGAAAAUAUAAAUGAAUACAAUGUACCACUGCACCAUGUACCAAAAGUACAAUACGUGGCCCCAUUAAGACCAGCGGAAAAAAGGAAGAGAGAUCUUUCGAUAUAUAUAUAUAUUUUUUUUAAUAGUUCAAUUGUGUAUACCCUUUGAAUGUGUGUCUGUUGAAAGGAGCCCAAUAUAACCUCAAAAUGUAGCCUUAUUUAAAGCAUGAUCAAAUUGCUUAUAAUUGUUUAUAAUAUAUAAUAUUUAUGUGCCUAAAGCAACCAAGAGAAGUAUUAGGUUGCAUUGUGUCACUGUUGGGAACACAAAAAUAAAUAGUGCAAAUUUAAAUUAGAUGUUUGAGGUCUUCAAAGUCUACAUAGUGUCAAUUCUUCUUCUGAAAUAUAUGAAGUUUUAGUGUUCGAUAAUUAUAUGGCUAGAAAUAUUUAGCCAGUGUGACCAUAAUCGUAUAUAAUUCAAGUCUUUAAUUUCUAUAAAACCUCAACCUCAACGUUGCAGCUUAUGCUUUUUUUUUUUAUUUUGUUUUAAUUAUAAAGUGAAGCUCUUGUGUGAAAUAUAAAGUUGUAUUGAACUACUGUUGGGAACAAAAAUACAAAUAAACAGUGUGACCUUAGACUUAAAUGAUUGAAGUCUUCAAUUUCUAUAUAGCCUAAACGUUUGGAUACUUUGCAGCUUAUGCUAUUUUUUUUAUUUUUUAUUUUUUUAUUUUUGAAAUGAAGAUCUAGUGAUGGCUAUAUACCUAAAAAAACUAAGUGAAGUUAAGCCUAAACACGCAGUUAAAAUUCUGUCAAAUCAAGUAAUGAAUAGAACAAAACCUCGACUUCAAUUUCAGAUGACUGUGAAUGGAAUGAAUAUAAUCCAAAAUUGACUUAUGCAUGAAUAGCCCCAUAUACUAAGUAUUUGCUGGGCUGUGGAGCAUUAUGUUGAUUAGCAGAUGAUAUAUACACAUGAUUAUGAACCAGUUUAACUGUAUACACAUGACUAUGAACCAGUUCGACUAAUGCAUGAACAGCUUAACAUUCUGAGCUGUGGAGCAUUACGUUGAUCGGGUCAUUUCAAGUGAAUUAUGCAUGCUAUGCAAAUUGGGGCAAAGCCUGGAUCCAUUUGAGUUCUAUGUACUUUACUUUAGAAGGGAAUAUUCUAGAUUUAAGAAACGUUUGAAGGUGAUUUCAUCAGAAUAGGAAACCAUUUCCCAUUGCUGAUUCAUUGUAUCGCUCCAGACCAGAUGAAUAUAUUUCACCAUGUUGUGAAAUUGACAACAAAGCAAACCAAAAUGUGCCUAUAUACAUAUAUAUGUAGGGUAUAUAUAAGUAGGCGUGUGUGCGUGCAUGCGUGUGCAUGUAUGUGUAUGUAUAAGUAUUGUGCGUGUGUGUGGAGCGGGCUAUUUUUAUCGGCUGCAGCUCUCAGGUUUUUGCUGCGACGCAUUAACUGGCUCCCCACUGCUCCAAUGUCAGUCAAGCGUGCCCGCUCUCGUGCUCUCUCGCUCUCGCACUCUCUCUGUCUAUAUUUAUAUUUAUCUUUUUAUCUCCCUCUCUCUCUCUCGCUGGCGUUGCGUCGCUGCCAGCGUUAAACGUUUACAAACGUUGAACGGCACGUAUAAAAGUUGCCGGCCGGCGAGCGUCAACAUCAGUUAGAAGCUUGGAGCUUUGUGGAGCAGCCAAAGAGAGAGAGAGAGAGAGCCAACGAGAGAAAGGGCAUAAAAUACAAUAACAUCGCAGAAAAAAUUACAAUUGAAUAUUGUUUAUAAUUUUAACACAAUUUGAAAGAAUAAAGGCAGCGGAAAAUUUUUAACAAUGGCAGAGUUAGCUAAACGCAAUGAGACGCUGCUGGACGAGCCGACUGAGGUCGUAGAUUGCGACAUUGACUUCGAGGAUGUGGCAGAGCAGCCCCAAUCCUCGCAAGCGCCAGUGCAGAAGAGCGGCAAGCUAAUCAAGAAGGCCAUCAAGAAGGCGUAUAAGGCGCAGCGCAUGCUGCAGCAGGCCAUGGAUCAGCUGGCCGCUGAGCGUGCCAAGGACCAAAGAGCUCAGGUCAAGGAGGCCAAGAAGCUGAAGAAGCAGCAGAAGAAGCAGAACAAGAAGGCCAAGAAGCAGCAAAAGGAGCAGCAGGUUCAGCAGCCCAAUGAGAACAUGGAGCAGAAUGAGCAGCCACGUACGCGCUCUAACAGCGUCAGCUCCACGUCAAGCUCCUCGAGCUCAUCCAGCUCCUCGUCCAGCUCGUCGAGUAGCUCGGGUUCCGGCUCGGAGCAUAACUUUGGCCACCAUGGCUGCCAUGGCUGGGGCCGCAAAUGGGCUGGACGCCAUGGACAUCAUCAUGGCCGCAGAGAUCGUUCCAGAUCUCGUUCGCACAGCCGCUCCGAUGACCGCUGGCGCCGGCAUGGACAUCAUGGGCAUAGGCAUGGCCUUGGUCCCCAUCACUUCGGACCGCAUCACUUUGGACCGCAUCACUUUGGACCGCAUCACUUUGGACCGCAUCACUUUGGACCACAUCAUUUUAUGGCGCGUGGAGGCUUCGGUGGGUGCCCCUGGCCAGUGUGGGAACACCAGCAGUUUUUUCGGAACGGCGGCCUGCCGUGGGCCCUGGAGACGAGCACGGCAUGGCCGAGAAACCGAUCGAGAUCUAGGUCGCGUUCGGUUUCGCACGGCAGAGGUGGUGGACAUCACAGCAUUGGACACCAGCGAUCCGGACACGGACACGGACAUGGCCACAAGGGUCGUCACCAUGAGCGUCGAGUGAAUCGCUCUAGCUCCAGUUCGAGCUCCAGCUCUAGCCCAAGUUCCAGCUCCAGCUCUGGCUCCAGCACCAGCUCUGGCAGUGACAAGGAACGGGGUCUUCGACAUGGACACGGUCACCAUCGUGGCCCCUAUCAUUGGCCACAUCACGGUCCGCAUCAUGGUCCGCAUCACGGACCACAUCAUGGCCCGCAUCAUGGCCCACACCAUGGAAGACAACAUCAUCCUCAUCAUGGGCCUCAUCAUGGGCCUCAUCAUGGGCCUCAUCAUGGACGGCAUCAUGGGCCACAUCAUUGGCCACACCAUGGUCCUCAUUUUGGCCCAACAGCUGGCCCACCUGGACCUCCAGCUUUUGGCCCACCGCCCUGCGGUCGCCCCAGCCGCUCACGCUCGCGCUCCCCUUGCAAGGAUGGCAAAUCAGCUGAGCGUCCGGUGAGUCCUACACGCGAUACUUCGAAAUCUGGACAUCGCAAGCACGGCAAUCACGAGAAACACGGCAGGCACGACAAACAUGGAAAGCACGGAAAGCACGGCAAGCAUGGCAAGCAUGGAAAACAUGGUUGCGGCAAGGACAAGCACGGACCGAAUCGGGAAGGUUUCGCACAUGACGAAUUUGGUCCUUGGAAUAGAUUUUAUUGAAUUAACAAUGCCUUUAAUUUGGCAUUGAAUACAAUUUCUAUUUACAUUUCGCAUAUAUCAACAAUUUGUCUUCAAUCUAUACUCAAAAAAAAAAAAAAAAAACCUAACAAAAAAA
Molecule: messenger RNA, 4126 nt
Organism: Drosophila novamexicana
Lineage: Eukaryota; Metazoa; Arthropoda; Insecta; Diptera; Drosophilidae
Product: hornerin
Exons: 1
Coding region: 2437-4011 (524 amino acids)
Source: RefSeq, a predicted model, not a curated record